This is a messenger RNA of Helianthus annuus (common sunflower), 648 nucleotides long. RefSeq lists its product as uncharacterized. Lineage: Eukaryota; Viridiplantae; Streptophyta; Magnoliopsida; Asterales; Asteraceae. The transcript is spliced from 3 exons. The coding region runs from base 1 to 648 and encodes 215 amino acids. The record is from RefSeq and is a predicted model, not a curated record.
AUGGCAGAUGAACUCCCGUUAUGGUUCCCACCCAUGAGUAGCGACGAUUCAUCCCAUAGUAGCAUUCUUUUUUUUCAAAAUCUCAUCGAAGAAGCCGAACUUCAAGACACGGGCAUAUCUAACCGAAGGAGAUAUAUUGAACGUCAACGUGAGGAGGGGCAUGACACACUCAUGGCGGAUUAUUUUGUCAAAGACCCAAAGUACAACGAAGAUAUCUUUCGGCAUAGGUUCCAGAACCACCCGUGGUUUGAAGAGGCCCCCGAUGCACGAGGUAGGAAGGGCUUUACGCCGUUGCAAAAGGUGACAUUGGCUAUUAAACAGCUCGCAACUGGUAACACUCCAGACGAGAACGACGAGUACUUGCAUAUGGCCGAAAGAACUUCCCGCGAGUGCCUAGAAUAUUUUUGCGACACGGUUUGCAAAAUAUACGCUCCCGAGUUCUUGCGUAGACCGACAAGCCACGACAUGGCACUUAUAUACCAAGCUCAUGAGGAAAAACAUCACCUUCCAGAGUAUCGAGGCCAAUAUAUGCGAGGAGAUCACCGAUACCCGACUGUUAUGCUAGAAGUGGUUGCUUCUCAAGACUUAUGGUUUUGGCAUGCUUUUGCCGGUCCACCGGGUUCUCAAAACGAUAUCAAUGUGCUAUAA